AUGAGCAUCAUGAGGAAUGCCAGCCGGCCGUCCAUCUCCGGCAUCUCCACACUUUCUCGGCUGUUCUCAUGGGUCACCGACAUGACCACAUGCCCGAAGAAAUACCGGUUGAUUGUGUAUGCAUUCGGGCGGAAGGGCACUACCUCGGCGUGGCUGCAACAUUUACGCACCGAGCACCACAACACCCCGCUACUUUCCAAUCACUGCUGCACUAUGCGUUCCACUCUCGGCCCUCUUCUCAACAGUACCGCAAAGGACCUUCUCGGCAAGUUCGCCCGGCAGGAGUUGCGCCCGACGGGCAAUGGAGAAUUACCAUACAUAGCAAUGAUCCAUUAUACGUCGCUGGCGGCCAUGAUGCUCGGCUUCGAGCGGCUGAUGAAGCCUGAUGUGGCCGAGGAACUGGGUCUCGGGGAAGUGAUGGACAAGUACUGCACGAUCAUGCUGCCGGAGGGUAAGACCCAGGAGGAGGUCCUGGUGGACAUGAUCCUCGGCUUCCGAGCAGCGGAUGUCGCUCAACCGCCGCAGCCGGAGACAUCCUCGCUGCACGCCGAGCACUCUGGUGAACCAGAGGGGCAGGUCGGUGCUUGGAUGGAAGAUCCGCCUCAAGUCCGGGAUCAAAUCGAAGAUGCGCUCGAUGACAUCACGACCGAGCAGGCCAAAAUCCAAGAGAUGGUCGCCGAGCAAUUGAAGGCCGCCCAACAGCAACUCCAGCAUCUUGAUGGCCGGCUGCAUGUGGAGAAGCUCCGGGACGAAGUGAGAGCUCACACCGACCGCAUCCACCUCCCUGUGCUCCCAAAAAUACCCGAGCCAGUCCAAGCCCUGAAUUGGUUGGACAGUCUCGGCGAAUCGAUGGCCGGCAUGGAUCUAUACAUCCAGGCAGAGGUGGAUUACUGGCGGGCGGUGGACCGAGUGAAGGCGGCCGAGUUAGCGGUCUUGCAGCCAGGAGAAGCGCCGAGUGCCGCGGCGGGCUCUUCGCCACCCCGUCCUGUCUCAGAGUCGCAUGAUGGAUAG
This is a messenger RNA of Fomitopsis serialis, 1011 nucleotides long. RefSeq lists its product as uncharacterized. Bases 1 to 1011 code for a protein of 336 amino acids. The record is from RefSeq and is a predicted model, not a curated record. Lineage: Eukaryota; Fungi; Basidiomycota; Agaricomycetes; Polyporales; Fomitopsidaceae. The transcript is spliced from 6 exons.